AGUCGCCUUUGGUUCUCCGACGCUACAAGUUCAGUUCUUAAGUGAUCUCUUCAACCUAAAGAUUCCAACAUGAAAUAUAUUUUCUGCGUUGUUCUUCUCUGCUGCCUAUCUCAGGUCUACUGCGGUAUUUAUUCGCUGUAUGCUAACAACAGAAAUAUAUUCCACGACCUUACGAAAAAAGACAAAGCUCAGCGUGGAAAUAUUGUUGGGGAGAAGAGACAAGUCGACAUCAAUGAUAAGCAUGUUACUGACUUACUUAACGAACAUCUCGGUCGCUUGAUUACUGAAGAUGAUAGCAAAUUUCUCGUGGAUCAAAUCGAUGAAAUUUCAAAGCAAACUGUCGCUGGCGUCUCUUAUAGAAUCAAAGGACAUUUUCAAGUAGAAGGCGACAAGAAAGAUUGCACGGUUACGAUUCUUGAGCGUGUCUGGCAUGAGACAGAGAAGGUCAUAAUUUCAGCUAACUGCGAGGAUGGAAGUUGCUAUGUUACUGAAACCUACACCUGUCCGCCACAAUCCUUCGUGGCCUUCUAAUUAAUGGUUAAUAACUUGAAAUAAAAAUAUAGAAAAAUAAAUAGAAGGAUAAACUUGUUUUUCAAAAAACAAAAAGAAGACGAA
Messenger RNA from Clunio marinus, 615 nucleotides. The record is from the annotation of a GenBank genome assembly. NCBI's taxonomy places the organism in Eukaryota, Metazoa, Arthropoda, Insecta, Diptera, Chironomidae.